Molecule: messenger RNA, 959 nt
Organism: Trichomonas vaginalis G3
Lineage: Eukaryota; Parabasalia; Trichomonadida; Trichomonadidae
Product: organellar and viral DNA polymerase type B
Exons: 1
Source: RefSeq, a predicted model, not a curated record
AUGAAUGAGAAACAAAUUCUUGGCGUUGCUGGUAGCAGUAAUGAUGUACACCUUAUGACAUUAGAAUAUUAUAACGAACAUAAAGAUGAACUGAAAGGAGAGAAGGGUGACACCGGACCUCAAGGACCACAAGGAAUACAAGGAAUACAAGGAAUACAAGGACCUCAAGGCGAAAACGGUUUGGAUGGAAAGGAUGGAAAGGAUGGAAAAACUGCUAAAUCAUGGAUAUGGGACCUUAUAAAUACUGGUUUAACAGCUGCUUCAUAUGGAGUUCUUCAAUACCAAAUCGGAAAGAUAUGGGCAGUACUUGGUGAAGAAGUUUUAAAUGACGUUAAAAAUGCUUUGAACUUCAUUUCAAAUGGUUCGGAUACUAUUAAAACUUUAUCUGGUUGGAUGCAAGAAACAAGGAGUCAAAUAGAUACUGUAAGACGUAUAGCAAACAAUGCACGUACGGGAUUGGAUACUUUACGACAAGCACAAAAUACACUAAAGGAAGCAAAUGAUAUUCUUGGCUCAGUAUCAGACAUGCAUGAAGAUUGGCUUAAAGGUAUUGACAAAUCUUUAAAAAAUCACAGUCAGUCUAUUGCUGACUACAAGAAAAGUAUAGAUUUUUUACAUAGUGCUAUGGACGUACAUGAUGGAAGCAUAAGGAACUUACUUAAUGCUAACAAUAACUUACCAGGAACUAUUAAAGCAUUUAUAAAGUCCUUUGUAAAACCCGGUGCUCUAACAUUUAGGUCUUUGAGAGCAAGAGCAUUGAAGUCAAGAGAUGCAGAAACUCCAACAGAAGGAACUGAAACAACAGAAACUCCAGAAGAACCACCAAAACCAACAGCUAAUGAAAUAUUGUUCGAAUAUUUUCCAAGGUACUCUGUUCUCAUUGCAUACAUUCAAGAAAUACUUAAGAAAGCAGACUUGACUUUAGGAGAUGAUGAAAGUUCUGUAUAUCUUUCGUUCCA